AGGAACUUGAGCACAAGUUCAGAAAGCUUGCCGAAUUCAUACCGGAGUACAUAUGUGAUGAGAACCGGAUGGUGAACCACUUCUGGGAUGCCUUGGACCUUGACAUACGUGAGAGGGCAACACAAUUGCCUAAUAUGACGUUUAGUCAAGUGGUUGAACAAGGCCUGAAGGGAGAGAAGGAGUGGGAGGAAAGAAAGCUAAGGAAUGCCGAGGAGGCGAAGAAAAGGAAGUGGGAAAGCCAUGGCCCCCAAGGUUCCAACAAGAAGGGGAACCAUGGGGGAGGCGGAUCGUUCAGGGCACCGGCACCGCCGUCAAAAGGGAACCCGGCCUUCAGCGGGCACAACUCGGGCUCACAAGCGUCAACUGCGCCAAGGUGUAGGAAUUGCAACCGGAGCCACGCCGGUAAGUGUCGUGAUCCACCACGGUGCUACCAAUGCGGGAGCACAGGGCAUAUCAAGCCCAACUGCCCUCAACUUGGUGGGAACCGAGGGGCGGGAUCAAGCGGCCCUACUACGGCAAGUAGGAACCGAACCGGAGCACCGCAUGCCAGUACGGGCCAAGGGGGAGCAAGCACGAGCAAUGCGCCGUCCGUUAACCAAGGAAGGACCCAAGCAAGGGUCUACGCAAUGACGGAGGCGGAUGCCCGAGCUAACCCAGAUUCGGUUGCAGUUUCAGGUAGAACUUGAAGGUUGCUACCAUCACCGUUGCUUCGGGCGGAUUAUCAAGGAGAGGAGACGUGGUUCGUGCUUCCUCCGUUUCUGUUUUAAACAUUCAAAUUAAUGCUCAUGGAUACUAUUUUCCGAAUAAUUAUUUGGGGCUUGCACGCCCGUGUUUGCCACGUGUGGCUCGAAUGCUUGUAUUAAUAUUUCCGCUGCUUAAUUAAAUGAUUUACAUUAUGAUUGUUUAU
Messenger RNA from Cuscuta epithymum, 907 nucleotides. Lineage: Eukaryota; Viridiplantae; Streptophyta; Magnoliopsida; Solanales; Convolvulaceae. The record is from the annotation of a GenBank genome assembly.